Molecule: messenger RNA, 3252 nt
Organism: Xyrichtys novacula (pearly razorfish)
Lineage: Eukaryota; Metazoa; Chordata; Actinopteri; Labriformes; Labridae
Source: the annotation of a GenBank genome assembly
GGUACGCUCGCGCACAGAGGGCUCGCGGCAGAUUGUGUGAGAGCGGAGCACAGCAUCCACAGCUCGUGAAGGUGGGUGUGACAAACAUUUCUUGUUAGGCGAAAAAUUGCUUAUUUGAGCGCGAAAGUACGAAAAUUACUAAAUUAAGCAGGUCGUAAGUGAUACCGGUAGAGCAAUAAAUUGUAUCUUAUCGAUAUUUUGUCAGUAAUUUGUGCAAAAUGUGUACUGAGAAACGUUUGUAGGGGUUCUGUUUGUGUGGCACGUGAGCUGACCGUUAGGUAUAUUUGUGCUCACGAGACAUCUUGUGCUCGUUUUAACGGCUAGACGGGGUUUGACCACGGUUGUUCACGCUCUUUUGUUGGUGGGUGGUUAGCCUAUUGUAUAGUGGGAGACACUGGCACAGUUGGCACCGACGGGGGAGACAGACGAGGGGGUCUCUUUUUCACGUCUGUAAAUUUUCAGGGGUGGCGGGUACAUUUUGUGGCGACCCUAAGAAGAGAGAGACACCACAGAGAGAGAGAAAAAAAGAGUGAGAGAGCUUAUUAUUCAACAUUUUCUGUGGUAACGUUUCCAUAAGCUCGUCUUUGUCUGCAGCUGCUCGACACGUUGCUUUGAAAAGCGCCUUUGUUUGAUGCUGUUUUGGGAGAAACGGCGCAAAAAAAAAGCUGAGAGAAAACUGAAUUUUAAUGAAGGAGACAGGUUGCCAUUGUCAAGGCGAAGUCGGUUGUUUGGAAAUGCCAAUCGUGGGUGUAAAAAUGGAAAGGAAAGGAAAGGUGUGGGCAUACAUACACCAAACCUUUUUUUCCCUUUAUCUUUCUUUUUUAUUUUUUAAUCAAGUAUUUUAGGCAGCAUGUCAAAAGAAAUGAAACAAAAAAAGAGAGAAUAUUUAAUAAGUUGUUGCCUUUGUAAUAUAAUUUGGGAGGGGUCUUUCUCCCACCAACCAUCUGAUUUUGGUGACUCACAUUCUUAACAUCCUAACCAGAUGACAUGACAGCUGAUGUGGUUGCUCCAUCAUAUCUUAAGAUGCAUUUAAGAUGAUAUAAAUUGUGUUAAAAUUAGGCUUGCCUUGCGUGUUAAGUCGGCUGUUGUCCUACACUUGUCCCCCCCCCCCCCCCCUUUCGUCUCCCUCCUGCAGCUCAAACACAUGCUGCAAGAAACAGGUGCUCCCCGAUGAUCAUUUCCCUCCGGAUAUGCUUUAUAUCUGACUAAUCUGAUCUAAAACGAUGCAUUUUGGUUAGUAUUUAACUGGUCCCUUUUGCAGACUGGUCCCCUGCACCUGGCAGUACCAGCCGUACCCACCCAGACCCCCAGCCUUUUGUCUCCACCAAAUGUGUCUCGUCGUUGAUGACCAAUUAUCAGGGCGGAUUACGGCCUUUUUUGUAAUGCCCUCCUCUUUCUCUCUUUUCAUGUGAUGGGGCUGUUUCAGGUGCUCUGAUUUGAUGUGAAUGUCAUUACAUGGACAAGUUAGCAGACAAACAAUGGUGUGUCACUGAUGCCAGAGCCGUUUUGUUUGGAUUGAUGGGCGGUGGUUGGUUGCAGUACUGAAAACGGCCACAAGGUGUUAGCAGUGCUUCUUGUUUUUAGCAGAGCAGGGCUACAACACCCGCUAGAGGUCUCUUAUUUUGGUUGAAUUGAAAAAAGCUGACCUUUUUCUCUUUUCUUUUAGGUACAUUAACCUGCAGCGCAGUCUUAAAAUGGCAGCCUCAGAAGGUUGGUUACAUCUUUCGAAAUAAUUCAAAUCUAAUGUACUGCAUGACAAAGCUUCAUUGUGUCUUAAUGAGUCCUCCUAUUGGUUGUGUCUUCAGAUAUCAAGGUUAAGGAGCUCGACAAGAGGGCCUCAGGCCAAGCCUUCGAGGUCAUCCUUGCCUCUCCUGCUCCAGAUGCCAACUUCCCUCUGUCUCCGCCUAAGGCUAAGGAUGUGUCUCUGGAGGAAAUUCAGAGGAAACUGGAUGCUGCAGAGGAGAGACGCAAGGUAGAAAAUGAUUAUUUUUUCCCUAACUUUACUGCUUGUAAAUGUAAAAUGUGACAUCUCGUUGCUAACUGUCUUUUCAGAACCAUGAAGCCGAGGUUCUGAAGCACUUAGCUGAGAAGCGAGAGCAUGAAAAGGAAGUGCUACAGAAAGCCAUGGAGGAGAACAACAACUUCAGCAAGAUGGCAGAGGAGAAACUCAAUCAGAAGAUGGAAGCCAACAAAGAAAACCGCACGGCACUAAUGGCAGCCAUGAACGAGAAGUUCAAGGAGAAGGUCGGUUGAUUUUUGAACCUCUAAAUUUGGGUUUUUUUUUUGGUGUCAACAACCACAAAACUAACUUUGUCUUCAUUUUUGUAACAGGACAAGAAGUUGGAAGAGGUACGAAAGAACAAGGAAACCAAAGAGGGCACUUCGGAAGACUGAAAGUUACCAACGGGGGAUUGUACAGGGUUUUUUACGUAUCCAAAGAUUGAUUUAUUUUUUGUUUGGCCAGUAUUUUUGUUGUGUUCACUACCCACCUUUUUGAAAUAAAUACAAGUUCCACUUUGUGAAUUUUUCAAUUCUCCUGCUAUAAGUGUACUUGCGCUGGUUUUACAUGUGGAUCAUUUCCCCCCCACCUGUUCAGUCUAAUCCAUUUGAUAUGUAGCUUGUCAGUGCAGCUUCUGCCCUUUUUGAAAUUAGCAGUGUGUACUUAUCCUUUUUGAGGAAGCAUGUUUCUAUGCAUAGGUCUUUUAUCCCUGCCUAUUUCAUAGUGCGUUUUGAAACUUGUUCCUGUGAACCACACCUGUUCUCGGCACCUACUGUAUAUUUAAAAAAAAAAAAAAAAAUGAAAAGACGUAGCACAAAAUUCAAACAAGGCGUUGGCUGUUAUCCAUGCAAGGUGUUUAGUGCGGCUUUGCUACUCAGAUUCUGCUAGAUUUUUUGCUCCUGCACAUGUUUCGUGCCGCUGCUGAUUCUUCGCUUUUGUAAAAAUAUAGAGUUAUCCUGGAAGCACAUGACUUCUUGCUGUUUAGCUGUGAGUUAAAACAUGUUGGAACAUGUAAACGGUUGCCAUCUUGGACAUCAGAAAACAGGGGUCUACACAUGGAAUGCAAAAGAGCAAUACACUUUGGCAUCUCAAUAGAUACAGUGGCUAGUUGACUUGAACUGUUGUACUAAAACAAAUAAAAAAAAUCAUACAAACACAUUUCUGCUUGCUAUUUUAAACUCUCUGCCCCCUUUUGUUGGUACAGUUUAUUUUGUAAGUUUGAGCCGCAAUAAAUUUCAGUGUUUUGAGCAGAA